Gastrolobium bilobum is the source of this 561-nucleotide messenger RNA. RefSeq lists its product as uncharacterized. Lineage: Eukaryota; Viridiplantae; Streptophyta; Magnoliopsida; Fabales; Fabaceae. The coding region runs from base 1 to 561 and encodes 186 amino acids. The transcript has a single exon. The record is from RefSeq and is a predicted model, not a curated record.
AUGGAUUUUAAGAAUCAAAACGACAAGUCAUUGAGCAAUAUUCUUUCAAGAAAAUCCUCCGUGGGAUGCUCCUCUCGUAUCUCUUACUAUCGGAGUGGGGAAGGGGUUCCAUUCAAAUGGGAAAUGCAACCAGGGGUAGCAAAAGAACCACAAAAGGAAGAGCUUCCACCGCUCACUCCCCCGCCAGCACUUCUCAGCCGGGGGCUCCCCAAGCCAUGCAUUCCGGACCCCAAACCUUCAACCCGGUCAAGGCUGCGGUUUUGGAAGAAAAGGGUAGAACGUGGAAAAAGCAAGAAACCCCAAGAUUGUUUUAAUGAAGAUGCUAUUGAUUUCGAUAUAUUAGCAAGAUUAGAUUGUAGCUCUGAUUCUGAAUCUAUGGCAUCGCCUCGAGGUUCAAGUUUUUCUUCUUCGUCUUCUAUGUCAUUCACCAAGAGUCGUCCUUUGUUGCAAUCAGCAUGCUCAGAGAGUCCUAUCAGAGAAGUAUAUGGAACGCCCUUGACCUUAGGUUGCUUCCCCAUGCGUUUUAGCAGAGUUCUCGUUUCAAUUGCAAGGCGUUAUUGA